GUCUGAUUUUUCUACACAAAAAGGGUGCACUUAUCAACUUAUUCUCUCUUUUUUAUUAGCACUAUGGACAGAGAAUUGCAAUGGAUCCUAGUUUUAGCAAUUUGUGCUUCAUCACUCAUCAAUAUACUUGCUCAGAACCCUCAACUAACUACUUACCGGAACCUCGCCAAUCUUGAUUAUUCAGGUGUUAUAAGCAUUGAUUGUGGGGUAAACGAGGGCUACACUGACAAAACAACCAACUUACAGUACGAAGCAGAUGAUAUCGAAUUUGGUGAAAUGAAUAAUACAUUCUCAACUUACAACAUAAGUCAAAUUCAUAAGCAGUUGAACACAUUGAGAAGUUUCCCUUAUGGGAAGAGAAAUUGCUAUACCUUAACACCCAAACAGGGAAAGAAUAAGAAAUACAUAGUCAGGGCUUACUUUGCAUAUGGCAACUAUGACAGCAAAAAUAAAGCACCAGUUUUUGAUCUGCAUCUUGGAGUCAAUUUCUUGAAGACAAUAAACGCUUCUGAGGCUGCGGUAAUUCGAAUCGAAGCUGUUCAUUUUGCCUCAACAGAAAGAAUCGAUUUUUGCCUUGUGAACAUCGAUCAAGGGGUGCCCUUCAUCUCAUUGUUGGAGCUAUGGCCUUUGGACAAUUCCAUUUAUCAAAGUUCCUCCACUUUGUUAACACUAGAUCUCCUCACCAGACUUAACCUUGGUGCUUCUGAAGAUAACUUCAUCAGGUACACAGAUGAUAUAUACGGAAGGUCAUGGGAAGUUCCGAACAAUUAUAACAAGCAUUUAAAAACAUCAUCAGCUAUUGAUUUGGAUAAACUUGAUGAUCUUUACAAACUGCCAGCAGAAGUUUUGAGUUCUGCAGUGGAGGGAUUACAUUCCAGUUCCUUGGAAUUCACACUCAAAUAUGACACGGAUUCUGAAUAUUGCGUUUAUCUUCAUUUUUUUGACUUUGAGGAUCGGACCAAUAAACAAAAACGAAGAUUGAAUAUUGUUAUUAAUGGUUUUGACGAUAAUAAUGUGACAGAAUUUCUUACUCUUUCAUACUGGAAGCCCUAUAGCAUAAUUCUACCUAUAAAACAAGGGAUGGGGAUUCAGAAGAUAUUGAUUGAAGCCAACUCUGAUUCUGACUUACCUCCAAUGCUUAAUGCUCUUGAGAUUUACAGAGUACUGCCUCAGUCAGAUUCUUCCACACAACAAGAAGAUCUUGAUGCAAUCUGGCAUAUCAAAGAUGUUUAUAGGAUCAGUAACAUGAAUUGGCAAGGAGACCCCUGUGGACCAAAGAAUUUUACAUGGGAAGGUGUGAAAUGCAGCAAUGGAGACACUCCAACAAUCAUUUCAUUAAACUUGAGCUCAAGCAAGUUGUCAGGAGAAAUAGAUGCCUCAUUCUCCAACCUCACAUGUUUGGAGACUCUGGAUUUGUCAAACAAUGAAUUGACAGGGGAGGUGCCAGAAUUUUUUGCAAAACUGCCACAAUUGCAUUUUCUUAACUUGUCCAUGAAUAUGCUCACAGGUUCAGUUCCGGAGAGUCUAAAGGCAAAGUCAUCUAACAACUCUUUGCAAUUCAGUUUCGAUGGAAAUCUCCGUCCUUAUCAGACAGAGUCAAGCAAGAGCAACCACAAGAAGUUUCUUAUUCCAUUAGUGGCCUCUAUAACAGCAUUUGUUGCAGUGGUCCUCACAAUAUCUACCAUAGUUAUGGUGAUCCGGAGACUUAGAAAAAAGGGAAAAGUGAUUUCUACAAUUUCUGUCAAAGAUGACCUACUGAAAUCAGCAAAUCAAGCAUUUUCUUACUCAGAAAUUCUUAGAAUCACUAAUGAUUUCUCAACAAUGAUUGGGAAAGGUGGAUUUGGUAAGGUAUACCUAGGUACUUUAGAGUGUGGCAAAAGAGUUGCUGUGAAGAUACUUUCUUCACCAUCAGCACAAGGGUAUAAGGAAUUUCAAUCAGAGGCAAAACUGUUGAUGAAUGUUCAUCACAGAAACGUGGUUUCUCUUGUGGGAUACUGUGAUGAAGGUGAUACUAAAGGACUUAUUUAUGAAUAUCUUCCAGAAGGGAACCUCCAACAAAAAUUAUCAGAUAAGAACCCCGUUUUUUUGGAAUGGACGCAAAGACUUAAAAUCGCUAUGGAUGCAGCAAAUGGGUUGGACUAUUUGCAUAAUGGAUGUAAGCCACCGGUAAUUCACAGAGAUUUGAAAACGUCCAACAUAUUACUAGAUGAAAAUAUGCAUGCCAAAAUUUCAGAUUUUGGAGUGUCUAAAACUUUUGCCAAUGACAGUGACACUUAUGUCACAACUUACCCAGCAGGCACACCAGGUUACCUUGAUCCUGAAUUUUAUUGCUCUGGGACUCUCAACAAAAAGAGUGAUGUUUAUAGCUUUGGUAUAAUCCUACUAGAGUUAAUCACUGGUCAACCAGCACUAACAGGAACGCCAGAAAAUCUUAGUUACAUACUUCCUUGGGUUAACAAUAAACUGAGAACAGGAAAUAUCCAAGAAAUUGUUGAUCCAAGGUUACAUGGGAAAUACAAUGGUGCUUCAGCAUGGAAAUUUGUAGGGAUAGCCAUGUCAUGUCUCCCUCAAGUUCCAAUUCACAGGCCUGACAUAGGGCACAUAGCCUUAGAAUUAAAGGACUGUUUGUCUCUUGAAUUAUCACUUGAAAGGACAGUGAGCAACGUGAGAGAGUCAUUGGCCAUGAGUUCUAGACAAAUUGAAUUCCAUUAAUUAAUCAUAGCUAGGCUUCUAUAAUUUCAUUACGAUUUAGAAUGAUUGAUUGAUUUUUUUUUUUUUAAUUUAAAGUACUUGUGUUUGCUUUAUAGUAAUUAUUGGACCUUGCUUAAGCUAGAUAUGUUCAACGGUCAAAUAAAGGUUAUGCCAUAUU
Molecule: messenger RNA, 2869 nt
Organism: Vigna unguiculata (cowpea)
Lineage: Eukaryota; Viridiplantae; Streptophyta; Magnoliopsida; Fabales; Fabaceae
Product: senescence-induced receptor-like serine/threonine-protein kinase
Biological process (GO): protein phosphorylation
Molecular function (GO): protein binding; ATP binding; protein kinase activity
Source: RefSeq, a predicted model, not a curated record